Didymodactylos carnosus is the source of this 669-nucleotide messenger RNA. The record is from the annotation of a GenBank genome assembly. NCBI's taxonomy places the organism in Eukaryota, Metazoa, Rotifera, Eurotatoria, Philodinida, Philodinidae.
AUGCAUAUAAUUCUUCAUAAUACAAAAGAUGCCAAUUUAGUGCAGUAUUAUGACUGUAUCUAUUAUACAAAUGAAACAUCGUAUCUGGGUGAGGGUGAAGGUACAGUUCCUGUAAAAUAUUGUCAGCAACCAUCUAAAAUGGUAAAAUUAGAUCGUUCAAAUGAUACUUGUUUGAAUAACAGUACAAAAUUAUUCUAUUUUCAAUUGUCAGAGUUAUCUAUAACGCCAAAUGAUUUAUUAAAAUGGCCAAGUUCAUCUGUUGAACAUGUAGAUGAAUAUGCUUCUUAUCUAAGAAAUAAGGCUGACAAUAACUAUUUAUGUAAUUGUACAAUUCCUGGCACAUUUGGUAAGUUUUGUGAAAAUAAAUUUUAUUAUGAUGCAACAACAUUUGACGAAGCCGUUAAAGAACAAUUUGGACAAAUUCGAGCUAAUAGAUAUGGUAAUCAACUGCAUAAUAAUCGUCCAUGUUAUUCAACAUUGGGAACAACAUGCAAUUCGGGAUUAAUGUGUCUUGACUGGAGAGAUAUAUGUGACGGAACACAACAGUGUAUGGAUGGUGUCGAUGAAGACUUUUGUCAUUUACUGGAGUUCAACGAAUGUGAUGAAAAUGAAUAUCGUUGUUCGAAUGGAAUGUGUCUCCCAGAUGAAUACUGGCUCGAUGGUACGUAG